Penicillium bovifimosum is the source of this 1248-nucleotide messenger RNA. RefSeq names its product tellurite-resistance/dicarboxylate transporter family protein. Gene Ontology annotation, molecular function: malate transmembrane transporter activity. Lineage: Eukaryota; Fungi; Ascomycota; Eurotiomycetes; Eurotiales; Aspergillaceae. The record is from RefSeq and is a predicted model, not a curated record. Gene Ontology annotation, biological process: malate transmembrane transport. Bases 1 to 1248 code for a protein of 415 amino acids. The transcript has a single exon. Gene Ontology annotation, cellular component: membrane.
AUGACGCCAAACCCAGUCCUACUAGGCGUCUACCCUGAUCCAAGCCAAGAGCUUCAACCUCCUUCCCCUUCACGCUCUUUGCACUCUGCACACUCCUCACACUCUGACACACCCUUCAUCGACACCGAGAAAUACCAAAAGCCUGUCUCCUUGAACUUCCGUCAGCGCCUCCGCCAUUUCACCUGGGCAUGGUACACUCUCACCAUGAGCGCAGGAGGACUAGCCCUACUCAUAGCCAACCAGCCCAACCAAUUCCAAGGCUGCUAUCAAAUCGGACUAGCCAUCUACCUCAUCAAUCUUGUCCUAUUCUCCCUCGUCUGCUCUCUCAUGGCAUCCCGCUUCAUCAUCCACGGCGGUUUCCUCAGCUCCCUUCGCCACGAGCGCGAAGGCCUCUUCUUCCCAACCUUCUGGCUCUCCGUCGCAACAAUAAUAACCGGUCUAGAAAAAUACUUCGGUGACCAACCCACCAAAUCAUUCACCACCACCCUGGAAGUCCUCUUCUGGAUCUAUUGCGCCUGCACAUUCUCCCUCGCCGUCCUCCAAUACUCCUUCCUCUUCUCCUCCCACACCUACCGCUUACAGACAAUGAUGCCCUCAUGGGUCCUCCCCGCCUUCCCCAUCAUGCUGAGCGGCACAAUCGCCUCCGUCAUUGCUCACAGCCAGCCCGAACGCUCCGCCAUCGCCAUCGUCACAGCCGGAAUGACCUUCCAAGGCCUCGGCUUCUGCAUCUCCUUCAUGAUGUACGCACACUACAUCGGCCGAUUGAUGGAAUCAGGUCUGCCAUGCCGCGAACACAGACCGGGAAUGUUCAUCUGUGUCGGUCCGCCUGCCUUCACAGCGCUCGCCCUCGUCGGCAUGGCCCAGGGUCUGCCUGACACAUUCCGCGUCUUGAACAGUACCGACAGCGCAGCUGACGGCCGUAUGGUGGAGAUCCUGGCGCUGGCUGCUGGUGCUUUUCUGUGGGCUCUGAGCUUCUGGUUCUUCUGCAUUGCUGCUAUUGCUGUCAUCCGGGCGCCACCCAAGGCGUUCCAUCUUGGCUGGUGGGCCAUGGUCUUCCCCAACACUGGCUUUACCAUUGCUACUAUUACCCUUGGCAAUGCCUUCCAUAGCCAGGCGAUCCGGGGUGUUGGCUCGGCUAUGUCCAUCUGCAUUGUCUGCAUGUUCCUGUUUGUCUUUGUCUGUCAUAUUCGCGCUGUCAUCAACCAGGAAAUUAUGUACCCUGGCAAGGACGAGGAUGUCUCUGAUUGA